This is a messenger RNA of Myotis lucifugus (little brown bat), 11929 nucleotides long. RefSeq names its product cyclin dependent kinase 6 (gene CDK6). Gene Ontology annotation, biological process: G1/S transition of mitotic cell cycle; protein phosphorylation; cell dedifferentiation. Bases 522 to 1502 code for a protein of 326 amino acids. Lineage: Eukaryota; Metazoa; Chordata; Mammalia; Chiroptera; Vespertilionidae. The record is from RefSeq and is a predicted model, not a curated record. Gene Ontology annotation, molecular function: ATP binding; cyclin binding; cyclin-dependent protein serine/threonine kinase activity. The transcript is spliced from 8 exons. Gene Ontology annotation, cellular component: cyclin-dependent protein kinase holoenzyme complex; nucleus; cytoplasm.
CCCUCCGCCGCUGUGCCCACCCCCUCGCCGAGAGCGAGCUGGUGACUCCUUCCUCCGAGCCGGGUUACCUGCUCCCCGCCGCCGCGGACACGUGCGGAGGUCGGACUGACACUCGCAGCCCCCUCGGGAGGCCGGAUGUGGCCCGGUCGCUCAGGUGGAAUAAUUGUGGACUGAGACGCGCUCCGGCAGAGACUAUGUAAUCGGCUCGGUGACUGUACAGCGGACUGCGCUUCGGGGAGGGAAGAGGAGGGAUCGGUUCGCUUCUUUGCGACUCGGCAGGCGGAGUUUCGCAGCGGCACCAGUGUCGCGCCCGCCCGCCCGCGGGGAGGUCGCUCCAUCCAGCCCCGCCGGCCGCGAGAGCCCGAGCGCCGGAGCGCGGUAGGCGGCUGGGGUGAGGGAGAGCUAGACCCAGCUCCGGGGCGCCAGGGAGCGGGCCGGGGAGUCCCGGGGAAGGCGAGCGGCGGUCGCAAACCAGCGGAGCGCGCCCCCAGCUCGCUCCAGCGGUGCGGCGUCCAGGCGGCAUGGAGAAGGACGGGCUGAGCCGCGCGGACCAGCAGUACGAGUGCGUGGCGGAGAUCGGGGAGGGCGCCUACGGGAAGGUGUUCAAGGCCCGGGACCUGAAGAACGGAGGCCGUUUCGUGGCGCUGAAGCGCGUGCGGGUGCAGACGGGCGAAGAGGGCAUGCCGCUCUCCACCAUCCGCGAGGUGGCGGUGCUGAGGCACCUGGAGACCUUCGAGCACCCCAACGUGGUCAGGUUAUUCGAUGUGUGCACGGUGUCACGAACAGACAGAGAAACUAAACUAACAUUAGUGUUUGAACAUGUUGAUCAAGACUUGACCACUUAUUUGAAUAAAGUUCCAGAGCCCGGAGUGCCCACUGAAACCAUAAAGGAUAUGAUGUUUCAGCUUCUCCGAGGUCUGGACUUUCUUCAUUCUCACCGAGUAGUGCAUCGUGAUCUAAAACCACAGAACAUUCUGGUGACCAGCAGCGGACAAAUAAAACUGGCUGACUUCGGCCUUGCCCGCAUCUACAGUUUUCAGAUGGCUCUGACCUCAGUGGUCGUCACGCUGUGGUACCGGGCCCCCGAAGUCCUGCUGCAGUCCAGCUACGCCACCCCCGUGGACCUCUGGAGUGUCGGCUGCAUAUUCGCAGAAAUGUUUCGUAGAAAGCCUCUUUUUCGUGGAAGUUCAGAUGUGGAUCAACUAGGAAAAAUCUUGGACGUAAUUGGACUCCCAGGAGAAGAGGACUGGCCUAGAGAUGUGGCCCUUCCCAGGCAGGCUUUUCACUCAAAAUCUCCUCAACCUAUUGAGAACUUUGUAAGCGACAUUGAUGAACAAGGCAAAGACCUCCUUCUGAAGUGCUUGACAUUUAAUCCAGCCAAAAGAAUAUCUGCCUACGGUGCCCUGUCUCACCCAUACUUCCACGACCUGGAGAGGCGCAAGGAGAGCCUGGAUUCCCACCUGCCGCCCAGCCAGAACAGUUCGGAGAUGAAUAUAGCCUGAGCUCCCAGCCGCUGCCUCAAGCGGAUCCCCUGGUGUCUUAUGGGUCCCCCUGCGUCAGCCCCUGCAGAGCUGCGGAAGAUCACCAGCCGGGGACCUUCUAGCUGCCGUCUUCCGGGUGGGCUCUGCUUCUCCGAGGAAACGGCUUAGUUUACUGUUUGAAAUCAAUGCAAGAGCGAUUGCAGCUUUAUGUUCGUUCGUUGUGUGUUUGUCUGUCUGUCUGUGUCAAAACCCUGGAAAAAUUCCAGAAGAAGAGAAGCUGCUGACCAAUCGUGCUGCCAUUUCAUUUUUCUAACCUUGAGUGCUGCCAGAGUAAAAUGAGCAAUCCAGGCACAGCUGAUUGUGACGGAUCUCCCUGCAGCUGCCGGGCCUGAUUUGGUACUUUUGAGUGAACGUGUAGAGUGAGUGUGUGUGUGAUUUUUGAUCUCUUAAAGUGUUACUCUCUGUAAACGAUGAGAAUUGAAUUCCGGGGAUUCAAAGUGACCAGUACAUAACAGGCAUCUGUGGACCAAAGGUGGUUCACCAGGAUGGGCUCCUGAAAUUAGAGAGUUGAGCCUAUGUCCUCAGAAUUUCUCUUCUGGCCACAAGUAGUAAAUUUGUUAGUAGUGAAAUGUUCACUAUCUAGAUGAAGUUUUAGACACACAUCCAAGAGGAAAAAAAAUUCUAGUAUCUUUAAGAGACCUAUUUUUUAAAGCACACAUUUCAUUUACUCUUCCAAAAGCUGAAUUUACUCAUUCUAAGUACAUGUUAACCUGUAUAAAAUGCUUUAUUGUUUCUUUUUUUAAAAAUGCCCUAUAAGCUUUUUUCUCACUUGCUUUGGUUUUAGGGAAUGCACCUCAAAUAGGUCCAAAACAUAGAGAAAGCCUUUAUUUCCUGGUUUGAAAUGUAUUUCCUUUUUGGUUCUUUGUUGUUGUGGAUUUUAGGAAUUUGUCAGAAACUGUUUCCUCGUUUGGUUUAGAGAGUAGUUCUCUGACUAGAGACAGGAAUGCCAUUUGAAUUUUUCCACCUGUGACACUGUACUUUUUCUACAAUGCACUGCCUUGUUUGCGAAGUAUCCAUCUUUUCUAUCCCCCAGCGCCUCGGAUAAAUAUUACUACCCUUACAUUACGGAUGACAGAUUCCUUAAGCUGUUUGCAUGCACUUUCUUCUUUCUUUCAAUGAACCUUUCGUAAAUAGAUUCAGAUUAUGGUUUAUGGCUCUAAUUCCACGAUCCCUAACAGGGUCCCUAUGCUCUCAUUCUAAUGCAAUCUUCCUACCUGUCAGUCCCCGUUGUUACCUAGACAAUGAGUGGAAGACUGGUUCUUCUCUAUCACCAGCACAUAGAUGGCUUUAAACUGUUACUUCGUGUUUUACGUUUUUAUGGAGUAUAUUGUCAGUGUAGUAUCUGAGGGAAUAUCUUUUAACUAUUUUUUUUUUUUAGAAAGAAAUAUUUACUCUAAUCUUUCCUCCUUCCUUCAGGCUGUGCUCCCUUCCAGUGCCUCGUGCACACUCCUGCUCUCUGCGGAGCCAGCCUGACUCGGGCAUUGUGAAUAGCUUUACUCUUCCUCUUGCCAUUUUCUCUGUAGAUACUUUAUAGUUCAUGCCAUCUCUGCCUUAUUUGUGGUGAGUGCUCAUUUGGCUCUAAUAAGCAGAAGACACCGAGUAAGUAUGUUUGAGGAAUUUUAGCUACUUUGCCUUCUGACUCAUGUUUUGAGUUCAUGCAACCAUUAGACCAUGUUUUAGGGUUAGAGCUUUCAAUGAAUGGACAUUGCUUCGCUGAGUAGAAAAUAUUCCAGGUGAUGUUUGUGUGUAGUCAAGCCUUACCGAAUUCCUCACAGCUUAAUAUUGUAUGUGACUAUCUUGAACAAGAGAAAAAUUGGGAGUUUUCUCCUUGACAGUUUUUCGGAUCAGGAACCAUUCUUUUUUUAAUCCACUUUUUUAAUAGUGUUCUGAUUCAGUAACUUGAAGAGCAGGAAAAUUAUUCUAAAGUAAGAUAUGGUGUUGCCCUAUGAACCAGGAGAUCACAGUUCCGUUCCUGGUCAGGGCACAUACCUAGGUUGCAGGCUUGAUCCCCAGUAGGGGGCGUGCAGGAGGCAGCCGAUCAAUGAUUGUCUUCAUUGAUGUUUCUAUCUCUCCCUGUCCCUUCCUCUCUGAAAUCAAUAAAAAUAUAUUUUUAAAAAAUAAAUAAAAUAAAGACACGGAUGAGAAGAUGGGCCAUAAGAAUGUUUUACACUUUCUUCAUUGUGACAGCAUUAUGUUUUGUCACCACUGUAAAUGCUUGAGAUAUAAUGAAUCCAGAGCAUUUAGGACUAGGUAGACUAGCAUUCUCCCAUGGAAAUGUGAGUUCUGCCUUUUCUUUUGGUUGGGAGCAAUAUACAAAGAUGUUUUUGCUGGGGCCUAGUAAUUGAAUUUUAAAACUCACUGCACUGAUUGAUUAUGAGCUUUUCUGUUAGUAUUCAUGGCUAGAGUGAACAUAACUUGAGUUUUUGCUUUUGCAAAAGUUUUCACAAGUUUGCUCUAGAAAAAUGCAGCUGUUCUAAACUGGAAUUUUUUCAGCAUUCUUUAGAAUUUUAAACAAGAGCUCAACUUUUAUUUCUAGCAUAUGCUUUGGGGUCAUUUCUCAGUAGUGUGUAUAAAGAAAACUUAAAGCACAAACUUUAAGGUAUUACAUCCUUGGCAGAUUAUCCUCUGCGAGGCAGAAUGAGAGGGCAUCUCAGCCUCUCUGAACUUGUUAAGAGUCUGCCCCAGCUCUUCCAUGAUUGUGGCUGUGACACUUGAGUGAUUACUCUCCUGUUUUCUGUUAUUUCCAUCAGGCUCACCACGUCUGAAAUCCAGAUCCCACACAAGCGCCCUUGCCGUUAGGUUCUUGGAAGCAUAUAGCAGAGUGCAAAUUUACUGAAUGCAGCGCAUUCUUCUGUGACAUAUGUUUUCAGACAUCUUUGCCAGAAGCUAGGCAGUGGUCAGCUGCAAAGGUCAGACUGCCCCAGAGUUACCUGGAAGCAGCUUAUAGCAGUAGAAAUAUGAUGAGCGAUUUGAAAUCACAUUUGAAUUUCUCUCUAGGACUGGUCCAAGAAUGUACAUGAUAGUUUCUAUAUCAUAUUCUGUCCUGGCAGCCCAGGCAUUGUGGGAACUGUUCAGGGUAGACUUGUUAAAACGUACAUUUACAAAGAGUAAAGAAGAAACUUGCCCCUUUAGUCAUAAUAGUUAGCUGUUGCAUGGCAAAGGUUAAUAAAGCCCUGACUCUAUCACCUUAAAAACACAAUUUGUAAGAGCUUGUAAGAAUCAGGUGCAUUGGAGCCUCCCACUUCAUCUCUCCUUUGAAGUGGGUGGGAACUCAAGGAGCAAAGAACCAGUUUUGGAAGAAAGCUCUGGGCCACUUCAGAUUCUUUCAUUCUCAUGAUUUUCUCUCAGGAAACACGCACUGUGAAUGGCAGGCUUUUCGUUUAGCCCCAGGUGACUUACUAAAAAUUGUUCAAAAUAUUCACCUAAGAAUAGAAUCUCAGCCUUUUAGUUUUAAGUAAAAAUGAAUAUUUCAGAAUGCACAUGAUGUUAAUAUUUUAAAGAAAACGUGUACUUUUUAAUAGAGAAAUUUAUAGUUUGACUCCAUGAUGUGGUCCUAUCCAUAAUGAUGAGAAAAACACUUAAAUUGUACCAAACAUUUUGAAUCUUAAAUUAUGUAUUUAAAAUGAGCUUUUAACCAAUUAUAGCUCCUUCUCUGAAAAGUAGUGCCAGUAAGAGUCAGUAACGGCAAUUUCUACCCGUCAUGGAAAUUUAAUCAUGUAAGCUUCCUAAUAUAAACAUAUUAAAUUUCUUCUCUCCAAAGAAUUGCUUCUUUUAAGUGACAACUUGACUAUUUUUAUGAUAAGCAUAUGAGAGUUAUCACACAUUUUCCAAAAGGAGGCUGUGUUGCAUACUUGGCUCUAAGAAAGAAUAAUGUUAAAAGUUUAAUAAGCCCCAAGAAUUACUUAAUUAUGUUGAUAUAGAGACUAUAGAAUAUUUACUUUGGCAAGAAAAUACAGAAAUGUUAUCAAUUCAUAGAUAUUGUUAGAAUUCAUAAGAAUGCAUGUUUUACAUUGUGAUAUAAAAAUAAAGAUAUUAAAUGAUUUCUAAUUCUUUAAAAAUCAAAAAAAGAGCAAGCUAUCGAUAGAGGAAAUUCUAGAGAAAAUUAAGGUAUUUAAAGAAGAAUAUUUCAAAGUGGAAUAUAUUUUGAGGGACAUAUAUUUUAACAAACACAUUGUAAGAAUUGAUAUUGAAGUCAUCUGACAACUAUGAACUUGGAAAAGCCAUUUCAAACAAUUACCAUUUCAAAAAUUGAGCUGAGCAAACUAAACCAUCUGUAUUCCUUUCUCAUUUCAUGGAAAAAAGCAGCCAUAUGAAGCUACACUUGUUAGGCAAGUCUAAGAUUGUUCUUUUAAAAAAAGUAAAUUUUAAAAAGGCAUGUGCUUCCUAUGCCACCAGGACUUUUGAAUAAUUGUGAAACCCAAACCAUUUACCAUGUGCAUAUGCAUUUAAUGCAUGCAGAUAUAUGAAUAGGAAGAUAGUUCCAUAUUUCUUCUCCGCAGUGUAGAAACUUCUUGAGGUGACCAAAAAGCUGUCAAGCCAUGUGAGUCCUCAGAAGAUUAGUAAUGGUGUUUUCCUCAAAAGCAUAAGAAAAUGGCAUUUUCAUUUCUUAUCAAUGCAAUUUUCAAACUAGUUUUGUUACAUACCUAUAUCUCAAGCAUUUCUAACAUCUGCUUUUUCAGAAAAUAAACCAAAAAUAUUCUUUUGGCCUUUUCUAUCAUCUGACCUUUGGAAAACAACAAAAAGAGGAAGGUUCUGAUUUUCUCAAUUAGUUGUUUUCGUUUGUGUGUGUUUUUUUAAUGAUGUAUGAAUGGGCUAUUUCUCAGCAAUCCAGGGAGUUCAUUUAGAUAAAUGAAUAGACUUCUGUCAACAUACUUGUUUCCUUGAUACUGGUGCUCUGGCCUUCAAGAAGAAAACAAGAGCCACCUGAAAAGAAGUAAUGGCUUUUUUCAGGCAGCAAUUUAAGUUCUGUUACAGCAAUUGGAAGUUAAUAUUGUAGGGAAAAGAGAUACAAGGUCUUUUAAAAUCCACACUCUCCUAAGAGAUGAGCUUUCUUGUUUUAUUCCAGUAUAUUCCACAAGGUGGCACUUUUCAUGGAGGCUGGGAAGGGGGGUUGGAGGGGGGGGAUCUGAGCCUAGGCUAAAGAGGUAUUUCUGAAGACUUCAUUCUAAUUGUAUUUUUGUGCACAUACUUAACUCUUGUCUAGCACUUGUUUUUUAGGAGGCAAAUAGUCUUCAUACUAUUCUGUAACUUAGACAUUUUAGUUGUUAGCUAAGUUCUGAAGAAUUGCAAUUAAAUUUUUCUGGAGGAUGGAUAAUACUCUCAUUUUGAUCAUUUAAGUGGAUAAAGAAAGCUUAGGCAUUCAUUUAUUUAAGAUGCAUUUUUGAGGUAGCUAAAUACCUCACUUUUCUAGGUGCAAAAGUUUCCAAGAUGCACAGACUUACUACUAAAAAGGCAGCACUAGGUCUUGUUAGGAGUGUAAAACUUCACCAGUGCCCCAGCCCACGUACCAAACCCAUGUUUGCUGCUUUCACAUCCCCACAUCCCCUACUAUCGUGGCCUUUAGACAUUAAUUCAGUGUCUUAACUCUAAUUUAAAAAACGGAUGAGCCCUAACCGGUUUGGCUCAGUGGAUAGAGCGUCAGCCUGUGGACUCAAGGGUCCCAGGUUCGAUUCCGGUCAAGGGCAUGUACCUUGGUUGCGGGCACAUCCCCAGUAGGGAGUGUGCAGGAGGCAGCUGAUUGAUGUUUCUCUCUCAUCGAUGUUUCUAACUCUAUCCCUCUCCCUUCCUCUCUGUAAAAAAAAUCAAUAAAAUAUAUUUAAAAAAAAAAACGGAUGAACAAAAUAAGUAGCACAUCAGUUACUAAAUAGCAAAACUAUUUUUUUCUAAAGAAUUGGCUAUGCUGAAAUAGCCCGGAAAUACUAAAAGACCUGCUAAUUUUUACAUUUGUAUAAUCACAAGUGUAAAUUCACAAGAAAUUACAAUUUAAAAUUUUUUUUGUCUAGACAUGAGUAUGAUAAUUUAGGAAUAUAUCUACACUAGUUUUUAAUUUCUCCAUUGUGUAGUUCUCGGCAAUUUUAUUAUAGAUAUAAAUAUAGAUAUCCCUAUACUCAUGUUUUAAUUCACAGGUCUGCCCCAAAACCCAUUAACCCCCAAGUUUUAGUUCAUUUUAGAAGUCACUUUCCCCAGUUAGUGUCACUGAAAUUUAGGAGGAAGGAAAUCACAGUAUUUUUCAGAAUUUCCUUAACACAGCAUAACAGAAGGCAGUUUAUUCCUAAGGAGCGAGGGAAAUUCCAUAGUGCCUGCUUAGCUUUCCUAAAGGGUAGCCGGCAGGCAAGUCUCAGUAAUUCACACUGAAUCAAAAUAACGCACACACCAGAGGCUGUCCAAAAGCUCAUAAAUCAUCGGCCUCGUCCCUCUGCUUCAAGUCCCACUGAAGCAGGUUACAAUUCAAGGCCGAAUUCGAGCCACGAAUUUUGUAUCAGUUGGGCCAGUGUUCAUUCUGCCCGAACCCCUUCGGGCGCGCUGCACGGGCCCCGCCCCUUUGGCUGUAGAGCGGCAGUGGGCGGAGCUGGCUGGGACCCGCCCGCCGCUCACCUGUUUUUGCUAAAAUGACGUGCAGACGCGGCUGGAAACGCCGUGGUCCACGUGCCUGCUGCUGUCUCAGAGGCAUCUGUUCUGCAGUCUUCGGACGUCAAAUGUCCCGAGAAGUAAACGGGUGUCUUCUGUACAUAAAUAAGUACAACACAAUUCUCCGGAGUUCAGGUAAUAAAGAGAUGCUGCUCUGUAUGAAGCUAUCAGGCAUCUCUCAAGCUCUAAGCUCAGUUGCUUUUUUUUUUUUUUAAGAGGAUAUGUGUAAUUACAGGAAAGUUGUUUUUUUUUUUCAAUUUUCUAUCAUUCUACAUAUAUGAUGGCAAAAGAUAUGCCUGGAAGGGUUUUGUUGUGUAACUUGUUUAUUUUCUGCUUCAUCCUCAGUUGCCAAAAGCUCCUAACUCUUGUUCCAAUUUUUUGUCUUUUUUUUUGUCAAGUAAUUAAAGAUAUGUAAGCAAAGUAUCUGGUGUAGUAGGGGAAUUUCCUGGUUAGAGGAACUUUUGUGUGAAUUGUUUUGUUAAGCAAAUAAUCCUUUAUUUUAGGUGUUUGGAUUGUCAAAUGUAGGUUUUUCUUAAAGGGGGCACAUAACUAUAAUAUUACUACCAAGAACUAUGACUGUAGCACUAAUCAGCAAGCAUAUUGGUAGAGCCACACAGUUAAGUUCUAGCUCUCUGUGGUUUCUAGCCAAAUUCCGUUGAUGUGCUUAGGUGACAGUCCUGCAGAUACCCUGUAUACCCUCACUUGAAAGUUUCUGAUUUUAAGUUUUAUGAAGUGCUAUAACAUGUAUUAGCUAGCAAUAGUUCUAUGCUCACCAGCAACUCUGAACUUGGCCUUGAAGUCUCUGAAUAAUGAAAAUAGAUUUCAGCAAUAAUACAUUUAUUGAACACCCCCCAAGUGCAUUAUAUAUCUUCUCAUUUUGGUCCUGUGUUUGCAACAAUGUACACAUGACUGUUAUAGUUCCUCACUUAUUUGUAUUCAUUUAUUUUGUAUGACAAAUGAUAAAUACAUUAGUACAUGGAGUGAGUAGCAUCAACUGCCCCUAGGAUCAGCACUUAACAAGGUGGAAAAUAUCUAUUUCAAGUUUUUCUACUUUUGCAUAAAUUAUUUCUAUUAUUAUUCAUUUAUAUUAUUUAUUGCUGCAUCACACUAGUCCUGUGAAAGUUCAACUGAAGGCAGACCGCAUUAGGGUAUGCAUUUAACCUUUAUGAUCAUGGUCUUGACGGAGCUAAGAAAGUAAAGAUUAGAAUAAGCCCCCGAGUAAGCUGCAUGCAUUUUAACAUGACAGUAGAAUUUAAGUCUAUAGCUAUAGUGUUUUUGUGUCUAGAUGUUUUAAUUAUCAUUAUGUAAGGAAUUAAGGCAAAGGAAUUUGUAGUUGUUCUUUUGUCAAAUAUGCAUAUAAUAAUAUAGUGUGAAAAUAUAGCAACAGUAAAAACUACAGACAGGAAAGCAUCAGAUACUGCCUUAAUUUAGGGACUCUGCCAGAUGGCCCUUGGAGUUGAUGCCAGGCCGAGACCAUGGGUGCCAGUGCAGAGCCUCUUGUCUGGCCUAGAGAAGAGCCUCCAGGUGCGAUCUAGAGCCCUCAUAGGCAUUGUGUGCAGUAGUGGGAACAGGUAGUUUUGGUGCAAGGAGAGCAGUGUGAGAGUUUUCUGUAGAAGCAGAACUGUCAGCUUGUGCCUUGAAGCUUCCAGAAUGUGCUAGAUGGAGAAGUCCAAGUUUCCGUGCUUCACACGACUUGGUUUUGUGCAGAAGCAAUCCAGUCUGGUAGUAAAAACAAGGACUGCGUGUACAGUAGUCAACAGUGGGAUCUUAAUAACCAGCAAUUCCCAACAACCUCAAAAGCUUGUUGCAUUUCUGGUGUUUUAGGUUUUGAUCUGAAGGCUAAAUGGCAAGUGUUUGGUCUAGCAGAGCAGGGUGUGUUAAGAAAAGCACAGUAUCGGUGCCCGUAGAUGGCAGGUUAGAACUAGAGGGUCUUGCAGGAUUAUCAUUUCUGAGAUGUGUGAAAUGUAGUCGUGUUUCUGCAUUCCCAUAGGGCCUAGUGAAAACGUUCUUCUAGGUUUCAGCAAGGAUGUCACACCCAGUGGGCUUUUUUUUUUUUUUUUUACUUAGACUAGGAAAUGUUCUAAGAGUAGAAAAAAUCUUAAUUUGGACAUUUGCUUUGUUGGUUUCUAUUUUUGAAAUCACAGUUCUGGAGAUGUAGAGACUGUGCAUGUGCAUGUCAGAUACUAAUCUAGGCUGUGUGAGCCAGCCCAGGAGAGCUAAUGCUCGCCCAUCCCCUGCAUCUCUUCCUCCUUCCCUCUGAGGUGCUCCCUGCCCUCAUCCUGGCCAGUCCACGUGGUGCUCUCCAUCCUCCUCUGCUGUUCUUUGGGCAUCAGGGACAUGAUGAGAGAUACUUUCAGCAUCACGGGUGUGCUCAGGCUUGGCCACCGUCCUUACCGGACUUUCAGCUGACCACAGUCAUCAAGAGAAGGUUCCUGGUGCUGGGCACAGAGUGCUCACAAAACCAAUCCCAAAUGCCCUCUAGUAUCUUUGUAUAUACCUUGAUUUUUAAGCCACGUCAUUCUACAGAGCAUUCAGUUUGGGCUGUGAUACAAAGAGAAAAACUAACCAAGAAUACAAACCACAUUUCAGGCUGCUGUUUUCUGUCCAUUUACAGGCUAUCCUUUUACUGUAUUUCUUCAUACUUGAAACUCAUUCCGCUAUUUUAAUAUCAGGGUACAGACUUAUAAGGGUGCAUGUUUCUUAAAGGUGCAAAAUUACUCUCAUUCCGUUUGCUCAUGUCGCUACAGAAUGCUCUGGUUUGGUGCUUUGGGUUCAGCAGGUCAGAGAAGCAGUGUGGAAAUUUACUGUCUGGAACAUAGUCUUACAAGAAUGUUGGCAGAUGGCUUGAUGUUAGAUAAGGCUCUGCUCUUUUCUCUGUACACAAGGUUGAGAGUUACCACACUGGCCUGGCAGGUUCGGCUGGGUACCCUUCCUCACAGGGUACAUAAACCCUGUGCUCUCCAAAAGUGGGGGAGGGGUAUGUGCAGCUCUCUGAAAGCAGGGAAUCUCCCUACAUAUCAGGAUCAUUUACCCUUAAAGAAAAACGGCCUCCGGUGUAGACAGGAACAGAAUGGGGAGGACUGUCUCACUCUAGUGACCAUCCCUCCUUUCCAUAAAGAAAACCCUCCUGAGGAGGAAAAAAAAAAAAAAAGAAAGUAAGAAAGCUUAUCUGUAAAGUUAUCCUCUUCAUAGUACCCUGAGCUGAAUAAUCUUGCUUCCUUCCUAUAGGUAAAUGAAAAUGCAGGUCAGUUGAUCUAGACCUGAAGAAGAAAAUAAAAAAGUAGGUGUUUGUAUAGAUGAACUAUGCAAGCCAGUGGCCACCAAAACUUACAUUAAAUACCCCAUCACUAGCCAUCUGUUUUUAAGAGCUCAAGUAAAGAAUGUUUUAUGACCUCGGGUUUCUGAGGUCAGAGGUAGCCAUUCUAGCAUGCGCCUUACUCUUAAGGACUACUUGGAGAGAGAACUGCCAGUAGUGAACACUGCAGUGGCGAAGCUAACAUGUCAGAAAAUUCAGAGGGUUGCAGAUCAAUAAUCCUUUGGAAACUGGAUGUCUUACUGGGUGCUAGAAUGCAAUUUUGGGUAUUUAUUUUCAGAUAAUGGAAAAUUUAUUGUUCAUUAAGAAUUGGUGUUGAAAUGUCAUUGUUUUCUCUUAUACACAAGCUCAAUGGAAGCAAAAAUAUGCUUUGUAUACUUGUCAUGCUUUCUGUAUUUCUUACAAGAAGAUUGGUAGCAAAUAAAAAUAAUAAAAACAGCGAUUUAAA